Paramuricea clavata is the source of this 2889-nucleotide messenger RNA. The record is from the annotation of a GenBank genome assembly. Lineage: Eukaryota; Metazoa; Cnidaria; Anthozoa; Malacalcyonacea; Plexauridae.
AGGAGGAAAGGUUAAAACGACUUGGACCUGGGGGAUUGGAUCCGGUUGAAGUAUUUGAAUCAUUACCAGUAGUAAGUGUGCUUGCAUAUUUUCACAUUUUCCGAUCGUUCACAUGAACCUGCGACAGGGUUCGUACAGGUCAGGAAGAGUUAAAUUCAAGGACUUUUCAAGGACAUUCAAGGCCGUGUAUCGGCAAAUUCAAGGACUAAAUACUGAAGGCGUUAGAAAUCAGCAAAAUCUGACGUUGAAUUGUUCAAAACGUAACUUUAUAAUGAGGUCAGAUAUGAACAUGCAAAAUCAGUUCAACAAAAUGUCCGUCUUGAAUGUCAAACAAUUUCAGAAAAUAUCCAAAAACUAAAGCAAGAAGAAUUCAAGGACAUUCAAGUACUUCUUUACAAAUUCAAGUACUUCUUUACAAAUUCAAGGACAUUCAAGAACUUCUUUACAAAUUCAAGGACAUUCAAGUACUUCUUUACAAAUUCAAGGACAUUCAAGUACUUCUUUACAAAUUCAAGGACAUUCAAGUACUUCUUUACAAAUUCAAGGACAUUCAAGUACUUCUUUACAAAUUCAAGGACAUUCAAGUACUUCUUUACAAAUUCAAGGACAUUCAAGUACUUCUUUACAAAUUCAAGGACAUUCAAGUACUUCUUUACAAAUUCAAGGACAUUCAAGUACUUCUUUACAAAUUCAAGGACAUUCAAGCACUUCUUUACAAAUUCAAGGACAUUCAAGGCCUUGAAUUUUUGUUUUCAAAUUCAAGGACAUUCAAGGACUUUCAAGUUUUGUACGAACCCUGCUGCGAUUCCGGUGCAGCGCUCUAACAAACUUAGUCUGCUCGCAGGCCGCGUUGUAUAACAAACUGGGCUACAGAGUCCAGUUCUCGAGCUGUAAACCACAAGUUCAUGUAUAUAUAUACUAGGGUACUGCCAUGUUAAGUUAUGGGAAAAUAUCAAGAUUUUGUUGGCAUCUUAUUCGAUUGAAUAAUAGUUUGUAAAAAAAAGUAAAAUAACAAUAUGCAAAUUAGGUAAAUGCUUGAAUUAAGCAUGCGUGAUAGGCAUUGGUGCCAAAAAAUGAAAGUUUCAGCAGCUAUUUAAAGGUGGAGUAAUACAGGCAACAAAAUUGCUGCAACUUGCAACAAAAUCCGAUUUCUACGCAUGUUAACUGAAAAUGUUUAUACACAUACAUUACAAAUCACGAGGCAACAUGUGUCGACAUUUCUACUUAACAUGCAUUGAAAUUAGAUUUUGUUGCAAGUUGCAGCAAUUUUGUUGCUCGUAUUACUCCAGCUUAAAAGACGUAAAAUUGAGUAAAUUUCUGAUAUUUGAAGCAUUAAUAAAACAGAUAACAAAUUUCUCGCCCAUGAACCCAAAAUGCGUUUAAAAGUUUUAAAUUUUGCGCGCAAGCUAUUUUUAAUGUUGCUAAAAGAGACACCCCCCCUGCUCUGGAAAAUUUAUCUUGACGAAAAAAUGUUGUUUAUUCUACAUUAUAAGUACCCAGACAAUCUAUAUUUAUCAACAUUUUCGUGAUAUGAACGGAUUUGUGAAAUUGAGAGCCGUUUCAAAAUUGUCUAGCAAAGAUAGUUCGUGGUAUAUUAUCAAUCGUAUGAAUUUAAUACAGUUUUAAAAGUUGAAGACAUGGGUUUUAUGGUUGGGAAGAGUUCUGCUAAACCCAGUUUGAAGUUGCACUUGUUGUGGCUUGGAAUGCAGCCGUUGUAUCGAGACGUGAAAAUCUGUGAUUUAGCGUUGUAAACAGAGCGAGGACAAUGUCUAAAUUAUUCAUAUAUUGUAAUUACUCAAUUCUUUUCAAUGAUCUAUUGUAUUGGUAGCCGUUGCCGUCCUAAAAUCGUAAGGUCUCUAAUGUUAGCCUAGAACGGCCGAGAAAUAAUGAAGCAUUUUUGAAUGAAAUGCUAAAUUGUAUCGUUUCAGGCUCUUCAAGAAUGUUUUGAGAAGAAAGACAUUCCCAUGCUUCAGAAAGUGUUGGCGGAGCUACCCGAAGAAGAAGCACGUUCUCAUCUCAAGAAGUGUGUUGAUUCUGGACUCUGGGUACCCAACGCCAAGGAUGCUGCAGCCAAAACCGAGAAAAAAACUGAAGAGGCUGAGGAGGAGUAUGACGUAGCAGAUGAGCCGUGACGUCACAGGUUAGCACGUUGUGUGAACAAUAAUCUCCUUAGUUAUUGAUGCCAACAUUCAUAUUUUUGUUCUGGAUAUGCGAGUAAGCCAUCUGUAGUUAUCAUUUGUCUAACAAACCAUUGGAGUCCCAUGCAAAGUAUUUAAAAAUAGUGAACAUCGCACAAAACUUUGUCGCCACAAGUAAAACAGCUUCCUGGAUGAAAAAUUAACACUAGAUCCUGCAUAUCUGACUUUAGAACUUUUCUGUUCGGCGUUUAAAGACUGCUAUAUAUAUUCUGGCCAGAAAAAUAUUAAGCAUGUUGCACGCAAUAAGGGAAAUAUUCUGAGGUUAUUCCCAGAGAGAGGAAAUAAUACAUAUAGAAUAGUAUAUAUAAUUUGCAAACGUCUAUGCUAAACUGCUUUUGAAAUGAUGUAAAAUAAAGCUUAAAAAGCUACCAAGAUUAAAAGGUUUUGUUUUAAUAUUAAUUCAUAUUUUUACGACAAGUUGCUAGUCUAGAGUAGGAUCUUAAAAUAAUUUAAUGCAUAUUCCUUUGUUUACGCGUGAUAUUGUCAAAUCGUGGAAAAUAUCUAUUUUGAUUGACCCAAAUGCCACCAAUAAUUAUGCCGAAUAAUAUACUAUCAGUUGAAAAGAUAUGCUUAAAUAUUUAAAUGGCAAGCGUUCAUUUUCUUACGGUCUCGUAGUUUGCUUCAAACCAUUGGCAAGUUUCACGCAAAGCUACAAAAGAGAAAAAGUAUUUUAUUUGAUAGUGCAUGUAAA